AUGAGCGCAGAAAUCCGGCCCAGCGUCUCCGCGUCUCCCCAGCAAUAUAGUCUUCCUGACCUUGGGCCAAACUCCUACACAGCGCACCGACUGCAACAUGCCACCCCAGAACACCUCUACCUCACCACACGGCGAUGCUUCAUAGGGCCUAUACCGGAAGGCUGGCUGAAGAGCCAUCGACGCGAAUGGUACAGGCACCACCUCCACAUCAACUACUCCUCUCGCACCGCAUCGUUCUCUGCCGCGCAUGCCUCCCGCCAACGCCGCCUCACCGGCCUCGAAGGCCCAAGUGCAUCAGCAGUCUACGGACGCAGCUUUCCACAGCCGCGGGAACUGCGAGAGGAGGAGACUCAGGACAGCUAUGAAACGGCGAACGAGGAUGCAGCGACACCACUGGCAUCCGGAAUCUCUGUUCCUCGAGCUUCGAACCCGGAUAAUCGGGUUUUGGAGGACGGCGUAGCAUCAGGUCUCCCCAACAGCUCGACACAGCACGUGGAACGCCGUAAGGCAUCGGGCUCGGGGUCCCAACCGGGUAGCAAGAGCCGAUCGAAGUCUGCUAAGGGCCUAACAAGACCACGGAGAAAGUCCACGAGUGAUUCAUACGUAACAGCCAGGGAAAGCCUGCCAAGGGAGGUGAGCCCGACAAGGAUGCAGGAGGACGACAAUGGGCAACCCGAUACGGCGAUACAACCGACUCUGAGUGUUGACGAAGGUGAUGCAUCGGCUGCUGCAUCUACACAGCCCAGAACAUCCACAGCCGAAAACAGCUUUGGCACACCAAGCGGAGGUCCAGGCCUCCCCGCUGGCGCAAACCGCUCCACUUCGCUGCUCAUUCCGAAUGACGACCAAACUCUGAAGCCGACCAAUGAGACACAGGAUGAAACAUCGGGAACCAAGAAACUCUUGUCUAAGAUUACUCGAAGUCCAAAGACUUCAGAUGCCAACGCAGACGCCACCGGUAACGAUGCAGUGACAGCACCCUCCCCAGCUCAAGCUCGCGGGUUGGUACGGUUCAACGAGCCGGAGGGCACUGUCCGUGCCGAGUUGCAAGCAAAGGCGCGCUUAACCCAGAUGAGAGCCCGACGGGCAUCAGCAAAGAUACGAGGAAGAAGCCAGAUCAGGGAUGGACAAAUCAUCAAGAUGGAGAAGAUGCUUGUCCGAAUGGAUACGACCAUGACCCAGGUUCCAGAUGACUACGAUGAAAACGAUAGCCAGAAGAUCGAGUAUCGAACCAACGAAAAAUGGCGAGAAUACAUGGUUGUCUGUAGAGAGAGCGCGGACGAGGACGUUGAGUUCACGCUUCAGAUGUACGACACUCGAGUCAUUCCGGAAAUCGAGCGGAUCCGAAGUGACAAGAAGCGCUCCAAGCAUGAGCUACCGCUCAGCCGUAGGCUGACGGGUGUUAAUCUUUUCUCUUCACUGGACAAAACCAUCGUCGUGUGGGUGCCUUGGCGGAAGGGCACAGCUAUCUACAUCAUACAACCACACUCCGCUGCCAGCGCUGUGGAGUGGUAUACCUUCCUGCGCAACAUUCUCGGCUGGCAUCGGGCCUCUGAACUCCAGGUUAAUAUACCCGAUCUAAGCGUCAGUCUACGGCUGGACGACCCAUUCGCACAGCUUGAAGCCUCGCGAGAUAUCGCCCAAGCCGCGGAAGGCAAUGAGGAAGCCAUUGAGAAGACGAUGCGAGAAGAAGAGGCCGUGGCGGGCAACGUCAUCAAGCGAUCGAUUGAGAUGCUGGAAAAGUCCAAGGAGUGGCACGACAUUAUUGGAGCCUGGGCAAAGAACGAGCGCAUUGGCUUGGUAUGGAAGAGAUACGACCGUCUCGAGUGGAUACAUGGUGCGAAUGAGCGGAAGAUGUACGGCACGAUCGCCAUGCAAAAGUCUCACGAGCUAGAACUCCGGCCGAAGUCACACUAUCCCACCAAGACUCGUGAUCACAAAGACCAUGCCUUGAUAGAGCCCCCUCCGGUCGAAGGCUUCCUGGUACGGUUGACUUCCCAGAAAGGCGACUCUCAGCGCAUGGGUAGGCUUUUCUUCAAGCGGCUGUAUUUCUCAACUCACAACCAAUACCUGGUCUUCUCAAAGCCGGGGAAGGCUACGCCACCGCCAGCGCCAGAUAUGCCAAUGACGGAGAACUCGCAAGUACCUACCGCGCAUCAGAUCUCUGAGGGGAUCCCUAUCAUCUACGCCGUCAACCCAUACCCGGUUGAAGAUGGGCAGAUCUCCUGGCUGAAAGGAGGUCACUCGGAAUCUCUCAAAGAUCAGAGACACCACGACCAGGAUGCGUAUGAUGAGGCACAGCGCAAGGCCGAGAUCCUUCUCAACUGCGACGGCUACGUCAAUCUGUGUAACAUCGUCAAGGUUCGGCACGUUUUCCGCGGCGCAACACCCGCUGAUCGCAAUGUGGACGAAGGCGAUGAAGUCGACUUCGACGCUGAAGUGCCGGAUAGCAACCGCGAUGACGGCACAGUCAAAGAGUUUGACGAUCAUCGCACCUUCGAGUUGGUCAUGCGCAAUGGCCUCGUCAUUCGACUUCAGGCAAAGACUAAGAAGGAAUGGAAGAAGCGCCUGCGUGACCUAAUCAAAUACUGGAAACACCGCACAGCCGCCGACAUCCAACUCUUCAAGUCUACGCGGCGCCGCAACCUCGAAGACCUCGGCAUCGACGAAGAAACUGAAGCCCACGUCGGCCAGUUCGCACGCAAAUGGGAAGUCACCAAGUCCCACGCCUCCCCCGAGCUCUACCACAUGUGCGGCAUCUCCUGCUGCCGCACCAUCCACAUGUCCGGGAUUCUAUAUCGCAAGCCCCGACGCCAUAGCACCUUCACACGGUGCUCCGUCAUCCUGUCAUCUGGCCGCUUGCUUAUCUUUCAGGACUCCCUCCGCACGGCGACGGGGAAGGAGAUAUUGCAUAUCCACCACGAGCGCAUCGCGUCGCUCGACCUGACGGACUGCUACCUCUACUCCGGCCUCUUGACCGAGAACGACUUGCUCUACCAGAACAGGACCUUCGACAGCAACAAGCCGGGCCAUACGGCUCUGCCGCGCAUCUAUCUCGAAGACGGCUGGACCAGCACAGACGAGGACGUCAUGACGUGCUUCGUCGUGUGGCACGGCCGGCGGCGGAGCUUAUUCCGCCGCGGCGACGCGAGCGGGAGUGGGAGCGAGGGCGUCGAGGGCGAGGGCAGGAGAAGCGGGUUCAGGUUCGUGAGCUCGUUAGGGGUGCCGGGCAGGAGUAUCGUGUUUAAGGCACGGAGUCGCGCGGAGAGGGAUCAUUGGGUGCUGGCGAUUAGGACGGAGAUUGAGCGGCUGCAGCAGGCGGAGGAGGUGAGGAUUACGCAUGGUGGGGAGAAGUGA
Messenger RNA from Coniosporium apollinis CBS 100218, 3357 nucleotides. RefSeq lists its product as uncharacterized. The record is from RefSeq and is a predicted model, not a curated record. Lineage: Eukaryota; Fungi; Ascomycota; Dothideomycetes. The transcript is spliced from 3 exons. Gene Ontology annotation, biological process: ascospore-type prospore membrane formation; protein localization to prospore membrane. Bases 1 to 3357 code for a protein of 1118 amino acids. Gene Ontology annotation, cellular component: prospore membrane.